AUGUCGAAUAGCGAAGUUGCGCAAAACAGCUUUAAUCCCUCGUGGUAAGUUUUGUUCUCAUGAAGCAUACUUAUUUUAAGUUUGCCUUGAGUUAAUUUAUAUUUCUUAUCUCUGAUAAUCGUCAAUUUUACAGGAUGCAAACUUCCGCUCCCAAGACUCCACGGCCGAAUGGAAUCAGUCGCGCGGCUGAAGAAGAUACCGGAGUAAGUCAAUUUCUAUCUAUUAGCUGAGGUUUUAGAAAUGUUGUGGCAAAAGAUGAAACAGCAAUCAAGUUUUUUAUUGCCGUUCGGAGGUAAUCAUUACAUGGUCAAUCGAUAUGUUUUGCGAGAAACAUACAAUUAGUGAAUUUUGAAGCUUUAAUACCUGUGAAAAAUUAUGUUAAUGUUAUUCUGUUUCAAUGUUCUUGUUUUAGGAAAUGAUUGAGCCCGUCUUUGCCAAGUAUCGCUAUGGCCGCGAAGAUAUCCUCGCUUUGAACCCUAGAGAUUCCAAGCCCCCAGAUGGCCUGGAAGGCUGCCCAUUCUUCAUGGAAAAGGCGUUGACUCCCAUCAUCCUAACCGAGUUGAACGAGACUGAGCUGGUGGGACUUAAUCUCUUCCGAUAAUUCAAUUUUUGUCUUUUGCAGCGACUGCAACAGAACAUUAAUUCCAGUAAGGCUUUAAGUGCUGCUCAUCGGGCGGAUUGGCAAGGCAAGGAAGUAGAAUCGCCGGGAUCGGGUACGAAUGCGUGGACUGUGGCUGGUAAAUUUUAUUUAGUUUUGUUUUACUUGAUCGUUUUAGGAAGUAAAAAUUCAUCAUUCCGCUCGAGUAAUCGGUGGACAACUGUGGGAGCAAGUCCAUCCACGGAGACACGAAGUGCAAAGUUCCCAUUUUCGAAUCGUGGUAAUUACGGAUCUGCGGCCAACGGGGAGAAAAAGCCGAAACCAAAUCCUUGGACCGAAGGAAAACGCCUUCAUCAAACAAGUGGAAGUGAUGAAGGCAACGGAACACCGAAUGGAGCCGAGCCGGAUCUUAGCGCUGAUGUUUGGGGAUCUUCUUGGCGAUCCGUUGAGUCCAAAAGGUAAAAUACUCUUGCGCUUUUGACAUUUAACUUUUUAGUGAACAUAAAAGGGGUGAUAGUUCGAAGAAAGAAGGUCCUGAAAGUUAUGCACGAGGGUUUGGAAGAGGAGCGUCGGCGUGGAAUAAUGUGGAAUCAGUCUGGACUGCACCAGAUAUUGGUUUGCUUGGCGAUAAUGUGGAGAAUCUUUCGAUCAGGACAGAACAACAGGUACAUUAUUAUUACUACGUAAAUAUUUUAUCUUUAUUCUAACUUCAUUUUUGGUCGUUUUUAGGAACAAUCGCAUUUAAAAGAAUCGUCGGAUCAAUCGAGUGUGAUAUCCAAUCCCCCUUCACAGAAUACUCCACCCGAUCAGUGGUACUAUUUGGACCCGAAUGGUGUCCAACGGGGGCCGUUCGAGACGAAAGAAAUGCAGGCAUGGUUCCUGAGCGGAUAUUUCCAUGCUGAUUUACAAAUCAUGAAGCCUGGUGAUGCGGGAUACACGCCGUUGGGUAUGUGUCUUUUCCAUUUAAAGUUAGUUCCAUAUUAAGGCGAACUUAUUAAAUCUAAUGGUGCUUUAACUCCAUUCGUCGAGAAGAAACGAUCUCAAAAAGUGACCCAGUCUCCUCCCGCCACCAGUCAAUCACAACUCAGGAAUUCAUGGCAACCUUCCAAUUCAAGCAGUGCGACAAAUGACUUUGUUUCAAAAGCGGACAUGUCCAUCGAACAAAUUAAAGCAAUUGAGGAAAAGGAACGAGCGCUUGUGGAAGAACAACGUCGCUUAAAAGAACGAGAAGAUAUGAUAAAACGUGAAGAACAGGAACGUAUGGAAUGGAAUAGAAAGAUGGAGGAGAAGGAAAUGGAACUUCGCAGAAAACAGGUUGAAUUUUUAUCAUUAUGUUGCAUUUGCAUUUUAGGAAGAGAUUCAACGGUUUGCUGUUGAAAAAGAGCAAGAACUUGAGAAAAAGAGAAGAGAGGUGUUGGAAUAUGAGCAGCAAAGAAGGGAAGAGCUUCAGAAGUUUGAGGAAGAGCGUCGAAUUCUCUUAAUCCAAGAAGAACAAGAAAAGAGAAAGUUUGCCGAGAUGGAGUUUGUUAGACAAGAACAGGAAAGGCAAAGGUCCAUGAUGGAGAUUGAGAACAAAAAACGACUGGAAGAAGAAAUGAAACGACGUCGUGAGGCCGAGCUGCUUGCCGAAGAGCAGCAACGAAGGCAACGCGAACAUGAACUUCAAAGAGAACAAGCUGAAAGGAUUAGAAGGCAACAAGAAGAUGAAGCACAGCGACUACAGCAACAAGCAAGGGCUGCUCAAGCUGCGUCGGCUAGUGCGGCUUCGUCGAAAGGUUAGAUUUACCACCCAACUUUAUUUUUUUUAGCUCCUUGGUCUAAUUCCACCAAAAAGCAGAAGAUUGUGCCGGCUGAAGAUUUGUCGAGCAAGACUCUGCUAGAGAUUCAGAUGGAAGAAGAGCGGCAAUUACUGAAGAAACUGGAAGAAGAAGAGAAAGUGCGUCAAACUGAAGCCCUGAACAAGAAGCCAGUAUGGAGCAGUCAGUCAGGAAGUGCGUGGAGUGUUCCUAAAAAUGUUCCGCAACCUGUCCCCAUUCCUCCGGCUAAGGAAGUUUCAAAACAAGUCAAGGCUGAGAAAAAGAAGGUAUGGGUAGUCAGUCAUUUUCAGUCUUUGUUUUAAAUUUGGUAUUUAAUUUUACAUUUUUUAGCCACCGGCGCAGAAGAAGGAAACUCACGCCGAUAAACCCCAGGACCCAUUGACCGCUUGGGUUAUCCAGAGAGUCCGGCAGCUGAAUCCGAGUGUUGAACCCGAUAUCUUCGCAACUUUCCUGUUAAGCAUCGAGUCACCAAACGAGGUAGGGCAAAGAUUGUUACUGUUUAUUCUCUAGGUGGAAGACUAUGUCCUGACCUAUUUUGGUGAGAACAAGAAUGCCAAGGAGUUCCACCAAGAGUUCUUAGCCAAGCGAAUUGAAUUACGACCUCGUCGUCGAGUUACAGACAAAGAUGUAAGCAUUUCGUUGGUCGCAUGUUUACGUUUUUAUAUUGGUCAAAUGUAUUUAUUCCAGGAUCUCUCCGGCCCGGCGGCAGCAGCUACGAAUAUUGCGGGCAAUGGCGCUUCUGCCACGGGUUUAAACGCAGGCGGAAGUGCAAAGACGAAGAAGAACAAGAAAGGAAAGAAGGUGAUCGACGGACUCAUCCUUGGAUUCCGUCCAGCUGGCGAUCCAAACCGACUGAAUGUAGGGGAGAUUGACACUACCCCUCCAGCUCCAUUGAAACGCCGCUAAGUUAUAAUUGCCUUCUGAGGUUCUUGUUAUUGUUGGUACCAAAUGUUUAUAACUGCAAUUUGUCGCAUAAAAUAUUUUAAUAUUAUGAUUGGAGGCUUUUUUUCUGCGUAAUCUUGUUGUCAAACGAUAAGUCAUAUUAUAAAGUGUUUUUUACGUUUCAUUAUAAACGUUAGAAUUCCUGCAAUUAACAUAUAGCUUGUAGAUGGCAGCGGACCGGAGGGUAACUGUUUCUUUUUUCGAAGAAAAUGGAGGUUCUUUGGGCCCGACUUCACUGAUUCUUCCAUUGUCGGCGACUACGACGGAUCUUCAAUCUUUAUGUAAUGAAUUCCUCGGCACCGAAGACGACCCCGUACCCAUGCAAUUCAGAUCAGAAGAUGGUUUUGAGAUUGUCGACUCGCUGGAAGGAAGUAUCCCUGUGGACUCCAUUAAUGACGAAAAGGUAUCUAUAUUCCGAUUCUUUGUCACAUUUUUAGGGCAUUAAACUGAUUUAUAUGCCUCAAGCGUUAUUUCGAGUGAAUCCUGUCACCAGAUGCACAUCAACGCUACCAGGGCACAGCCAGCCCGUCAUUUCAGUCCAGUUUUCUCCAGACGGGAAGUAAGUAAAACUGUCUUAACAAUUACAUCGUUAUAGAACAUUAGCGUCUGGAUCGGGCGACACAACGGUCAGGUUAUGGGAUUUGAACACUGAGCUUCCCUUGAAGACAUGCCAAGGACAUAAACAUUGGGUUCUAUGCAUUAGUUUCAGUCCAAACGGAAAGAAAUUAGCAUCGGCCUGUAAGAAUGGAGAAGUAAGAGGAACACAGAUUAGAUAUAUGGGAUUUGAUGAGUUUGAAAUCUCCGCAGCGUUAUUUACAACCAAACUCCGACUCUUUAUUAUAACUUUUUUCAGAUAUUUAUUUGGAAUCCAGAGAACGGAGAACAGCUUGGAAGGAAACUUUGUGGUCACAAGCAGUGGGUUAAUGCAUUGGCUUGGCAGCCUCUCCAUGAAGACAAGGACUGCAGACUAUUGGCUAGUGCCGGAAAAGACAGUACUAUCAGGAUAUGGGAUACUGCAACCUAUCAAACAAUCAGAAUGCUCUCUGGACACACUUCGUCCGUAACCUGCAUUCGAUGGGGAGGUGCUGGCUUUAUAUACACCGGAUCACAGGUACGACUAUAUCGGUCAACCAAAUGAAGAUUGUUUCAGGAUCGAACAGUCAAAGUUUGGAAAGCAGAGACGGGAUCUCACUACCGAUCCUUAACGGGUCACGCCCAUUGGAUAAAUACCUUGGCUUUGAAUGUGGAUUAUGUGUUGAGAACUGGAUCUUUCGAUAAAGGAAAAGACCAACCGUCUACAACGGAUGCUGAAAGUGCCCUUCAAAGGUAUAAUAAGGUAACAAAAGGAUGUCCAGAGAAAUUGGUAUCGGGCUCUGAUGACUUCACCCUCUUUCUAUGGGACCCAGUUAACAAUAAGCAGCCUAUAGGUCGCCUAACCGGACAUCAACAACUUGUUAAUCAGGUAUUUUUUGUUCAAAUGGGAUAGUGUGAUUGUCGUAGGUAUUGUUCUCACCGGACACACGGUUAAUCGCGUCUGCUUCGUUCGACAAAUCCAUCCGAAUAUGGUGUGGACAGACUGGCAGGUUUCUGAAGACCCUGAGAGGUCAUGUUCAAGCUGUGUAUCAAGUGGCUUGGUCUGCUGACAGUCGUUUACUUGUCUCCGGAUCAGCUGAUUCAACUCUUAAAGUUUGGUCGAUGAAAACGAAGGCCUUGUUAUUGGACUUGCCGGGCCAUGGAUCAGAUGUGUUUGCAGUGGAUUGGAGUCCUGAUGGGGAAAGAGUUGUGAGUGGGGGCAAAGAUUGUGUUCUCAAAUUAUGGAGGCAGUGA
This is a messenger RNA of Bursaphelenchus xylophilus (pine wood nematode), 5184 nucleotides long. NCBI's taxonomy places the organism in Eukaryota, Metazoa, Nematoda, Chromadorea, Rhabditida, Aphelenchoididae. The record is from the annotation of a GenBank genome assembly.